GUUUCUAUUCUUCCUUCCUCUCUGACCCUUCCCCUCCCCCACUUUGCACCAGAGAAGUCAGACUCCGGGAGUGCUUUAACAGUUUGAAGGCUAAUCUGAAAGAGGAAGAAGAAUCUGUAUAUCUGUAUGUAUUGGCUAGCAAAUGUGCCCUGCUCUCUCCCCUCUUAAAAAUAGCAGCAACCCAUCUUUGCAAAGAAGCUUGCCUAUAGAGCAGGCACUCUGUGAAUGGACUGUGCUUUUACGACCCUGCAAAGUAUCAAGAUACUGUGCAGCUCACCAACAAGGAUUAGUUGCAAGGACUGGUAGAUCAAAUUUACUGAAGACUUGGAGCUUGCUUCUGAGAACAAACGCAAAAGGACAGUAAACUGUGGACCUUGAAGUUAGCAGCGUGGGCUUCCUCUGAUAUUACACCGUAAAAGGUAUUGAUCACCAUAAGAAGGAACAUUUGUGAAGGUACUCCAGUGCCAGAAAGAGGCACAAAGCAGACAUUCAUAGAGAAAUAUGGAUGAAACAGGAAAUCUGACAGUAUCUUCUGCCACAUGCCGUGACACUAUUGAUGACUUCCGCAAUCAAGUGUAUUCCACCUUGUACUCUAUGAUCUCUGUUGUAGGCUUCUUUGGCAAUGGCUUCGUGCUCUAUGUCCUCAUAAAAACCUAUCAUGAGAAGUCAGCCUUCCAAGUAUACAUGAUUAAUUUAGCAGUAGCAGAUCUACUUUGUGUGUGCACACUGCCUCUCCGUGUGGUCUAUUAUGUUCACAAAGGCAUUUGGCUCUUUGGUGACUUCUUGUGCCGCCUCAGCACCUAUGCUUUGUAUGUCAACCUCUAUUGUAGCAUCUUCUUUAUGACAGCCAUGAGCUUUUUCCGGUGCAUUGCAAUUGUUUUUCCAGUCCAGAACAUUAAUUUGGUUACACAGAAAAAAGCCAGAUUUGUGUGUGUAGGUAUUUGGAUUUUUGUGAUUUUGACCAGUUCUCCAUUUCUAAUGGCCAAACCACAAAAAGAUGAGAAAAAUAAUACCAAGUGCUUUGAGCCCCCACAAGACAAUCAAACUAAAAAUCAUGUUUUGGUCUUGCAUUAUGUGUCAUUGUUUGUUGGCUUUAUCAUCCCUUUUGUUAUUAUAAUUGUCUGUUACACAAUGAUCAUUUUGACCUUACUAAAAAAAUCAAUGAAAAAAAAUCUGUCAAGUCAUAAAAAGGCUAUAGGAAUGAUCAUGGUCGUGACCACUGCCUUUUUAGUCAGUUUCAUGCCAUAUCAUAUUCAACGUACCAUUCACCUUCAUUUUUUACACAAUGAAACUAAACCCUGUGAUUCUGUCCUUAGAAUGCAGAAGUCCGUGGUCAUAACCUUGUCUCUGGCUGCAUCAAAUUGUUGCUUUGACCCUCUCCUAUAUUUCUUUUCUGGAGGUAACUUUAGGAAAAGGCUGUCUACAUUUAGAAAGCAUUCUUUGUCCAGCAUGACUUAUGUAUCCAGAAAGAAGGCCUCUUUGCCAGAAAAAGGAGAAGAAAUAUGUGAAGUAUAGUUUAAAUCCAUUUCCAGUCCAAACCAACGAAAAUAGUUUCCCAAAUAAGUAUUUUGUCAAAUCAUUUACAAAAAAAUAAAAUUUCUAAUUAAUAUUUUACAAAUAUUUAACUAUUUGGGCCUACAAAUCUAUCUCAUUUAUGCAUCCACAUGAUUAGAUAUUUAUAGAUAUUUUAAGUGCUAAAAAUUCGGUCCAUAACUAUGAACUGAAUUACAAAUAAUUUUGACCAUUUACCAGAAUUUGGAGAAUAUUUGUAUCUUUGCACUAUAAAAUAUGUCUUAUAUUAAAGUUUUCCUCUUCAAAUAAAAGCUUUACAAAGGAUAAAAUAUAUAAAAUUAGUCAAUAUAAAAUAUAUGUAAGCUAAAAGUUAUAAAAUGUAAAAAUAGAUAUAAAAUUGGCAAAUAGUUCUGAAUCAUUCUAACAUAUUCCUUUGCAUGCAUGCCAUAAGAUGAGAACUGGCAAUGACUCAGGAGCUACAUAAAACGUACUGUCACCCUUCUUUGUAGUACUGAUUCGCUAGGCAAAUUAGGGCCAUUUCAUCCAAAAGAGAAUGUAAAAGUGCUAGAACAGACUACCAUUCAGCUAAAGGGUCCUAAAAGCACCAUACAAUGUUCAAUAUGGAAACAGGAGAAAUCUGGUCAAAAGCCAGUUUGUCUCCAAUUUUCUUCUGCCUUUGCCUCAGGCUCCCAAAAUUGAAUAGUGGAGUUUUAGCUGCUCAGUGAGGUUCCUGUAGAGAUUUCUCUCCAUCCAUGACAUAUAAUUCUUCCUUAAGAAGUCAGACAACUGGCACUCCUAUAUAUAAACAGAAGUAAUUAAAAAUUUAUCUGAAGAAGAGAAAAGGAAAAGGAAUCUACUUUUCUAUAUGCCAGUUGCUGGGAUCAAAAUAAACUACAAAGGAUUUAUGAAGAAAAUUGUGAAUGUUCAUGUUACAAAUUCUUUUAAGAAAUGCAUACAUUUAUGUAUAUGUAUACAACUAUUAUACAACUAUAUGUAAGAGAUUUUGCUGUAUGAUAUGCAUUAUGGGUGAAAGUUCACUAUAAGUUUUAUUAUUAUUACUUUUUAUUGGUAUGUUGACAGGAAUAUCAUGGAUAUGUUUACAGUGAUUUUUGUAUUACACUGGACGCUUUGAUCUUAAAACAGCCACAACAACUCAUCUAUGGCUGAAAUAUAAUAUUCGUGGACAAGCUUUUGCUGAAGUGUAGUGUGUCCUUUAACUUUGUUUUUUAAAAGGUACAUUACCUCAGAGGAAAUAAAUGAUAACUAUAAAGAAAAAA
Nomascus leucogenys (northern white-cheeked gibbon) is the source of this 2789-nucleotide messenger RNA. It is a transcript of the gene CYSLTR1, whose product is annotated as cysteinyl leukotriene receptor 1. Gene Ontology annotation, biological process: G protein-coupled receptor signaling pathway. Lineage: Eukaryota; Metazoa; Chordata; Mammalia; Primates; Hylobatidae. The transcript has 3 exons. Gene Ontology annotation, cellular component: plasma membrane. Gene Ontology annotation, molecular function: leukotriene receptor activity. The coding region runs from base 502 to 1515 and encodes 337 amino acids. The record is from RefSeq and is a predicted model, not a curated record.